UUACCGCGGCGGCGGUAAAUACGCGUUGAAAAUAGUUAAAGCGAAUUUUUUAACAGUUGGCCGACCAAGACUAAUUAUUAAUGACAUAGACGAUUGUGUUAGGUAGGUCAAGGUAGUUACGUCUUGAAGGGGACGUUUCUGACGCUUAUUGUACAAGAUGACGGUUUCGACGCGGACGUUUGUGGGGUUUCUUGCCCUGAUUGCGGCAAUCUUUGCUGUGAAAGGUAAGUGAAUUUGAAGGAAUGGGAUCUUUCUGUAAUCUUAUUUGGGGUUUUUUUUGGUUGAUGUCGAUAACACCUUAAUUAUUUGCACGGCUCUUGUUCGGGUCUUUCCUGUUUGAUACAUUCUGGCCAGUUUUUGUAGCUGUAUCGUCGAAAUUUUGGACGUUUAGAUUAGUUUGUGAGAACAAUCUGUUCAUAAUCUUACUCAUUUCAGGAUAACAAGAUAUUCAUCAAACUUGAAAUCAUUCUUGAAGGCGGCCAAUAGGCUUGCCUGGUUACGAUUCCUGUCCUUGGUAUCCAUUGUUUCAGAAAUCAGAAAAACUGAUGCUUUUGAGUCAGAACGCAUUUGCUUUUAAGCCAUAAGCAUUUGAGACAUGUUCAGUAACCGAUUUCCGAAUGAGAAGAGAACGUGCGUUUUUUCCGAUCAUUUGAUGAUACUUCCCCCUAACAUCGCCAGACCUGAUUUGUAUUUCAUUUUCCACCGAAGGCCAUGAAAAUCCAUUUACCCGAAGAAGAUUUCAGUUUCUCCAUCACUGUUGGAUUAUAUUUCAUUAGAAAUUUGCAUUUCUUGUUGAGUCAAUUUCAGUCAAUAGAAUGUCAACCGAGGAACAAAACUUUGACAAGCUAUCAUAAUGCUGGAAAAGUGUUGUUGCACAUUGUACGGUUUCGUACAUCAUUUUUUUUUGCCCACAUUUUUUUUGUUUUAUAUCCGGAUCAUUGUUAAGUGGAAUCACUGAGAGAUACUUGAAAAUUCAACAACCAAAGUUUAAAUUUCAUCAGUACUCGAGAGGUUUAAGAAGUUUUGAAUAAUCUUCACGUUUUCUAAGAGGAUUUGUCGGUGGUUAUGUAUUUUUGAGGAAAACCUGAUUGAUCAUAAAUUGGAAAUGUUAAACACGCAUUCAUAGAAUGUUUUACUUCUGGGACUGCAUGGCGAUGAUUUCAAAUCCAACUCGACUUAAGCAAAAACAAUCGUAUUUUGAAAAAUAUUUUAAAUAAUAAUGAGAAACGCUUCUAAUUAACACAUUUCAUCAGUAAACAACAAUCCAACACACGCCGCAGGGCUUACUGGUACAGAAUCCCAUCGAUAUGUAUUUGAAUCGCUAAUAUCUUAGAAAUGAAGCUUAUCAUUCUAAAAUCUUUUAAAAACAGUGAGAUCAAAACUAGCCUCCGAGAGGGCCGUGUGGAUAUAAAGCUUUACAUGAACCGUCGCCAGCUGAACUCUGUGAUUUAUUCAAGAAAUACAUAACGAGGAAGAACGAAAGAAAAUUUUGUUCGUGUGAUAAACAAAAGGAUGAAAUUUUUGCGAGCAUAUUGUCUGCAAAUAAAUUGACAUCUAACAUAAUAUAUUUAUGGUAAGAAACCUUUUUGUGUUCUUGUAUUUACUUAUGAUGUCAGAUAAGCCAAAAUAUGUUUUGCUUUCCUUGUAUUACUCGACGGCAGAAGUCUCACGCACUACAAACAUUUCCUUAUGACGGGCUGAUUCUUUUCUUAGAAUUUUUCCCACUAAAUCUGAACGACGAGCGUAAAGUUGACUAUGAGAAGUCUAAUGGAUGCCGUUAGCAUAUACCCUUUGCCGACUGCAAAUCAAGUCUCAGGUCUGCACGGUCAAACCAUUUCUGUUACGAAACGGGGCGGGCGCAGGCGACACACAACGUAUCCGAAUAGAAAUGACGCGACAAAAUGCAGAGGUGGAUCUAAAGCAAACUAGGCAAGAUGUAUCUGUCACAUUAUAAUUAAGGAUACUGCUAUCAAUUCCUCGUCUAGAGGGUUUGUUGUUGAACACCCUUUGACUUUUAUAUGACUUCUUUUCAAAUUAUUUGGAUAAAGUAAGGACGUAUGUUCAUGAAGAAGAUUUUAAUUUGAGCCCAAAGCUUUCGUUUUCGUCGCCAAAUGCUGUGCAAAGUACUUAUAAGGGGUUCGCCACUUAAAAUGGCUGUUAACUAAGCUCCGCCUCGAAAGAGUAACCUAUACGUACAGUCAUGUUUUUGCGGCGGCAAUUUUCGCAUUUCUUACAGGAAUAAAUGGGAGCUGGAAUAUGUCUUUGAUGGAAAACGGGGAGGCCAAGCUGAGAGAGAAAUUAUUCAAGACUGGUUACAAUCCUGAGUUACGCCCCGUUCUGAACAGAAGCAGUAAAGUCACAGUAAAGCUUGGUGUCUCUUUACAUCAGAUCAUUGAUGUGGUAAAUGAUCUUUAUUACUCUAAGUUUGAAGAAGCUUAUGAAUAUGCUAUAUGGUUUUCGCAGUUAUAUCAUCAGUUCUUUUUUUCCAUUGUUUAAGCGGCCUCUCACCACCCCAGGAGAGUGGUGCUUAUGCCUUAGCCUCAUCAAGAGAAAUACUGAAUAAAUUCGCAGAUGAAAACUUGCAAAAUGAUUUGGUAAUUCUCCCUAAGGGCCAACUAGGGGCUAACGCAUGAAAAUUCAGCUUUAAAAACUGUUUACGGUGGCCAAUUUACAUUAUCAACGCAGUUGAUAAAACCAAAUGAUCUUGUGGUAUCCCCUGCCGAUACAUCAACAAGUAACCCCUUUAUUCAGAUGAAAACUUUAACUCUUCUUUUUUCAUUCUUGCAGGACGAAAAGAAUCAGCUAAUGCAAGUCAGUCUCUGGAUACGUCAGGUUCGAUACAUGCAAGAGAUAAAUCUCUCAGUUCUAUUUUGUUUCUUCAGUCUCCUCAGUUCAUGUUUCUUCUUGAUACUUUGUCAUGGUUAUGUUUAUAUUGUUUAUAUGCUACACCAAUUGAUGAAUUUGUUUCUUAGACCUGGUUCAAUCCAUUCUUGACGUGGAAUUCUUCACAUUUUGAGGGCGUCAACCAAAUCAAUAUCAACGCAAACAAAGUUUGGAUACCAGAUAUUUAUCUCUAUAAUAAGUACGAGAGUCUAUUUCGUAUUUGUUUUCAUGUUAAUAUUAUAUCUUUUUUGGAAGGUGUACGUUGUUGCGUAGUGAUGUCGUAGUUUUAUUUACUUAUUUUCUAAGUUUUUUUGUUUUAUUCCUUUUGGAGGAACGAAUCAAAAGUACAGUUUAAGAGCCGCCUACAAUAUAUUUUCACUAUUGAUGGAGCCAUAUACACAUUCUUUACUCCUUAAAGUUUAGAAGGUCUACACUCCAACAUGAUACAGUAUGGAUGUCACUUCUCGAGGACAUUCCGAUUGUCUGUUAAAAAAACAAAACCGCAAAUUACGGCAAAUGUAAUACCACAAAUAAGCAAUAAGAAUUCAAAGUGAAAAACGAAUGGGCAAGUCAUAAAUGGUUGUAGUUUUGCAUCUGGCUGGCAAGACCAAUCACAGAUUUGAAUUGCUCUGAACAUGAAAAAACGGGUUGUAGGAGGAUCAGUUUGUAUCAAUUAAAUCCCUUUAUUAAACCUCGAAUGCAACAACAACAACAAAUAUAGAAAACAGAACGAGUGGACAAGGAUUCAUUUAAAAAUAUGUCUACUUUUCAGUGCCGAUGCUAAUAAAGAUGGAGCACUGGACCGAUUCAAAACUAAAAUAGUACUCAGUUCUAACGGACGAAACAUGUGGCUCGGCCCAGUUCUCUACACCUUCUCUUGCAAGAUAAACGUGAACUUUUUCCCUUUUGACGAACAGGUAAGUGUUUCAGCGGUCUGUGACUAAAACGGAACUGUGUGUUACCUAUUAAAACAAUAAAGGUAGGUUUUCAUUUGAUAGGCUGGUGUGUACUAAAAAUGACUUUUUUGCAAAUUCUUAACUUUGAAAAAUUAUAUAUAGUUUUUUUGGUCGUAGAAUGCAAGUUUCUCUAGGUCUUUUCAAAUUAAAAAAUAUGGUUAACACAAUUUGUGUAGAAUAGGCUAUAACCAUAGUAAAACAAAGGAUAAACGGAGGAAUGAGUAAGUGCUCAGUUUCGUGAGUGCUGUGAAACUUUUCUAUUUCCUCUUCUCCUUCUUCAGCUCAAAAAAUUCCACGACCUUCGCUGAAAAACGGCAGGUUUCCUGUAUUCUUAGCCCAGAUUGUCCUCUAUCUUUUUUAGCUUGCAAAGAUUCACGAUUAUCAUUUACCUGAUCUCAGUUUUGAUUUCUUUUUAGUUCUGCUCGAUGAAGUUCGGUUCAUGGACGUACGAUGGUUACCGACUUGACAUUAAAAUGGAAUCAGAUGAGGGCGACACAAAGAAGUUUGUAACAAACGGUGAAUGGGACUUGAUUGGCCUUCCAGCGAAAAGGAAUGAAAUUGUUUAUGUAUGCUGUCCUGAGCCAUACCCGGAUGUGACGUACACAGUCCAUAUAAGGAGGCGCACCACUUAUUAUUUUGUGAACCUGAUAAUUCCGUGUGUGCUAAUAACAUGUAAGUUUCCUGACGUAAAACGGUUUAUAUCCACUGAUUGACUGUUUCGAUAAAAAAUAGGCGGUUUUUUCCAAAGAUUUAGCUCAAAGGAAUGACUUUUGCUGCGUGAGUUGAGGUAGGGCGACGUAAAACUAAGUGAUGGGUCACUUGCAUAUCAAACAGUGUGGUCCAUUGUCGUAACAGCUCUUUUGUUUUCUUCCUAAUUUGUAGCCCUGACACUGCUGUCGUUUUUCCUCCCCCCUGACUCCGGAGAACGCAUCACGUUGGUGAUUACCAACCUACUGGCCAUGACUGUGUUCAUGUUGAUUGUGGCAGAGAUCAUGCCGGCUACUUCUGAAGUUAUUCCACUGAUAAGCAUAUAUUACACUGGAAUCAUGUUUGAGGUGAGCAGAUGGUAACAUGAAGGUAGUGCCCUUAAAUAAAUUCAUCAAUUCCUCUUUACCUCCAUGUAAGUGCAAGUUCCAUUACGCAUAUGCUGAGCGCAUAAUUAGGAUCAGGCUUGUUUGUUGUCACAGAGGAAGGCAACCUGCAGUCGGCAUUUUAUUGUGCAUGCAAAACAGCAGACCCAGACGACGUUAAUUGAAAAAUUCGCUCUCUAAGCGUUAUUCACAAAAAAAAGCUCUGUUUUUUAGAACUAAUGUCACCAUGCAUCUAGUGAAUAUUUGACAUGACCUUCAAAAAAUUAACCAAAACUCAGUGGCAUUGGAACACUUGCUGAUGGACAUGCCGGCUAUGUAACACUCCUACUGACAUCUCUCUCGCCUAAUUUGACUCAUUUCCAAACUUCAAUCAAGCUCAUCUCAUUCAAAAACGUCACAGCUUUUUUUUUUCUAUAUUUUGAUUUUUCUGGGGCACUGUUUUCAAUGUAAUAACUCUAUUAAAUCUUAUUUCCUGCAUGCCUGACCAUGUAUUAUGGUUAUUUCUAGAAGAAUAUAAAUUCUGAUUACUUUAGGUAGUAAAAUGGGCCACAAUUGAUGUAACUUGUACAUUUUCUGCAGGUCGCGCUCUCUUUGGUUGCGACAUGUCUGGUGCUUAAGUGUUACUACAACAAUCCCUCAGUGGUGGAGAUGCCCAUGUGGGUAAGAACUAUCGUGCUGAACUGGAUGGCCAAAAUUUUUCACGUCAAAAUUCCAGCAGGCUUGAUAAACGUAAUCGAAAAACACGUGCAAGAACAAGAAGCAGCCCAGGAAGAGAUUGACAUAGAGAGGCGGAGUUCCACUAUGCCACCGACAGUCGCGCAACGUGAAAGAUGUUUCACGUCUAUCGGAGAAUUCUACUCAAAAUCCAGAGGAAGCCUGCAAACUGCUGGCCGAAACCGCUGCAGGACGUUCUCUUCAGAAAGAGAUUCAAGCGUAGAUGGGGAAACCACACAAACUACUGCAGGUCCCAAGCCUUUGUACUUUCCUUUCAUCAGCAGUCUUCGCUCCAUUAACGAAGAUCGACCAUCUGCCCCAAAUAUUCAAUUGUCUUUGGAUGCGACCAUGAGAGAAUUGCUUCUGAAACAAGAUAGUUUAUUGAAGAACGUCCGAAGGCUGGUGCACGUGAUGAGAGAAAAAGAGGAAAGUGAAAUUAAGAGAGAGGAAUGGAAACUGGUGGCCUCUGUCAUCGAUGCUUGUUUCUUUUGGGUUUUCAUGGCCGUUUUAUUAGUUUCUAGCCUCGUUAUUUUUCUGCAGGCUCCAAAGUAUUGAUAAUAAUCGACUUAUUAACCCAAAUAUUGCGUACGGUUGACGUAGGUGUUCAAAAAAGCAUAUUACUGGGACUUUCUGUGGAGUUUGAUGAAAGAAAUGAACAUUUCCGUGUAAACGAAGUUUGUUGUUUCUUUCUGAUCCGUUUUCAAUGUAUUUUCCAUCUUAAUUAUUUAAUAUCAACUGUUAUACACAACUGAUGCAUUAAUUCAAAUAGUUAAUCGAGAGGUGGGGACUUCAGCUAGUGUAAGUGCUCAACCUAUGACUGUACUUUCAAAGAAAACCUACAUAUUCGUAAUAAAAAUUAUUUGUUGGAUCGUGUAACUCACAACAAACAGCGAAAUUAAUUCCAAACGAUGUAUGCAUUCCUAGACCAAUGCCGCCGUCCUUUUUAUAGCACCGCAAGAAAGUCGAAUAAACAAAAACAAAUUGUAAGUAACCUCCCUUCAACGAUUUUUGCAGGGCUUCAGUGUCAAACCCCAAUUAUUCUCUUUUAUUCCCAUUUCUCUAAACCCUGUUGCUUCAUUCUAGGAAAAAAUCCUUGCUCUUCUCCGUAACUCUCUCUCUAAGCACUGUUGUCCUUCCACUCCAGGCUUCAACCUGAGUUGACCGCAAAGUUUUCUUUAUCUUUUUUAAGAGGCAGUUCUUUCUCGCCGAUGUCAAGGGAAGGCAUGCAGCGGUACAGAUAAAGGAUCUGCAUAAUUAUCAAAUCUUAAUAAACCUGGAGUGCGUGCUCUUAUUGUUAUUUUUUUUACGCUUUCGAUGGUCUGAUAAAGAGCAGCUGUAUGACCCCACUCUUUUGGUCACCUGUGCGCUAUUUACAGUGUAGCGGAGAGAUAUGAACAAAUAUGCCCCUUUAACCAGAUUCCUGUGCUUUGGUUUGGCUUACUGACACGAUUUAACGGUUAUUACACAGGAGUGCAUGCACUAACUGGCUAACAAAAAUGACGAGAAGACACGGAAUCUUCUCUGGGCUUCUUUUGAAUCUCUUGUAUUUGACUGUCGUAACAUCUUCAAGUGUGGGUGAGUAGAAUAACAAAAUUUGUGUGAGGAAAACCUUAGGCCAUAAUAUGUCUUUUCUGAUUCGAUUGUAUGGGAGAAAGUACGCAGUAAAUGUAACAAUUCAACCCUUUUCACAUACUUUUCUUUAAGCGUUCAAUACCGAUUUCUUGAUAUUCAAUUAAUGUCAGCAAUUUGGAAUAUUGGGCAGUGUGACUAGAAAGACCUUAUAAUUAGAGAAUGGAUUUCCGUGAGACAACUGAACGAGUCAAUGUAAACCCGCUAGCUGUUUCACUGAACUUGUCAAUUUGACCAAAUGUUCUAUUCCCAUGAAGGAGAUAUCUGAAUCGAAUCUGUUUUCCUUGGUUGGAGAAAUGUUCCGUCAAUAUCACAAUACCAUGUACUGCAACAGAUUUGGUACAUUAGCGGUGUGGUGUACAGUGAAACUCUGCCAAGGGCGGGCGAAGUGUUUCCAACAUGUCGCAAGAUCAGAUGGAACAAACUAGAAUUGGAAAUAAUCCUCUAUCUCCUAAGGAUAUAAUCCUCUUGGAAUGGAAUGACUCAUAUUUGUGGCUGGGGCACCGUAAAAAUCGAAAGAUAACCAUGUUAACUGUAGAAGCCUUUAACUUAAGCACCAAAACUCCAAUUUUUUUCCGAUGAAAAUCAUGCGCUAAACCGACUUCGACGAUAUCAAAAUUUCCGAGUAUUUCUGGCUAUAAACUAAGAUGCAAUGAACCUUUUAUAGUCUACGUACAGUUUGGUGUCCAUCAUUACUCACGUUCCAUUAAUUCAAAUCUGUCAGAUCGUUUCAGACCGUUCAAUCUAAUCAUAUCAGUUAAUCUUCAUCACAUUCUCCCUCGCAUUGCGCUCAGAUUAGCAUCAAAUUUGUGUUUGACGGUAAAAGCUUGUCUUUUUCGGCAUAUGCUGACAGGAGCCUGGUUUUCGAAGUCGGGAUAAUACAUUUCUAACGUUUAUCGUGUAAAUAGUCCAUGAAAAGCACGAUAAUGGCUCCAUAUGAGGUCGACAUGCCACAAUCUAUAACAAGCUUUUCUUUUUGGACAAGAAAGUGAAAUAAUCGAAUUUUCUCCUAGAGGGUGUCAGGUUUGGAGGCUUUGCAGGCCACAGUGGCACAACCGUAACCAAACCCCUUUAGUCCCCUUCCCCUCGAACAUGGCUCAGUAAGAUGGACAUCUACUAGAUCGGCAAUUUUGAUUCCCUUUUAGAGCAAUACCCCCCCUCCCCCCUUGUGGAAAACAACGCCAUAAUUUACUGCAUCAUCGGAGAGAGAGAUAGAUGUGAUCGGUGGAAUUGUGGCAAAAUUAUAAACAAAAAAACUUGAAAUUUAAUGUUUUUUUUGUCUUGAGCAUAUCUGAAAUUAAUAUUUUAGAAAUCAGUUUCUCGCAAUAGUCAUUAACUAUCCUUGCGAAUUUUUUGUUCAUCCAUAUCUUCCAAGGUUUCUAAUAUAGCGGUGCUAACAUUGGUCACCCAGGAUCACAUACGGCAGUAUUAAGUCAUUCAGGCAAUCAAGCCCAUUGACUCGUUUCAGUUUGAGAGUCUGGCAAGAAAAAUUCAUGAGCGUGCAGAUGUGAGAUUUUAUCUGCACGCAUUUUGUGAACGUAAUCCGUUAACAUGCCAGGGAGUUAUUACGUGAUGUAUUUAAAUUCAAUAAAGAAAGGACUGAAAGAUACCGACUGACGUCUCGCUUGAUUUCAAGAGAUAAAAUUUGAUGUGAUUUAGUGACCUUUGUGAGCCCAGACGGCGUGACCUGCGUGCGAGAAACUGAACUAUUGUAACAGAUGUUUCAUUUCAUAUCUUUUCCUUUUCAGUUUCAGCUGCCUUUUUUAUUAUAAUAGAUUAGCUUGCCCCGUUGAAAAUAUUGUUGGGUCGCAAUGACAGGGGAAAUUAACUGUAGAUCGCAACACACCUUUACGAAAGCACCAAGGUCCCUCGAACUUUAUUUUUAAGUCUUCCUCAAUCUGGUCCAAUCUCUCGGUUCUCUAAGAAAAUGCUACUUACUUCAAAUUCACUUUACCCUCAUUCUUUAGCCACACCGGUUCUGAGUGACUAAUCGAUUACUAUCUCUCGGAUUCUCACUCACUAAGUACUGGUAUAACUCUAAAGAACAUGCUUUUCUAUUCAUUAACGGCAGGCCUGAGUAGACAUGUUAGGCUUUUGACCUCGGAAGAUCAAACGUCUGUUGUCAGAACACUAAACCAAACAUUUCUGCGAGAAUCUCACAAAUGAACAACAAUGUAUUUAGUGCUUGCAAUCAACCGAAUCAAUAUUUGAGUGCGUAAGCCAAAAUCCAGAACACACCCUCUUUGCGCAGAGUGGUAAUGAAUACUACCUACAAGUAGUUUGUCUCUUCUCACAUGCAACUUGUUGUGCAUUAUUUUACUUUCUACAGAUGUCGAUGUUAAGCAGAAUAACUCAGAUAACGAGGAAGGAAGGUUAUGGCGGAAACUAUUCCUCUCGAACUACAAUCCUGAGCUCCGACCUGUUCUGAAUAUGAGUGAAAAAGUCACCGUUGAACUUGGAGUGUCCUUACAUCAAAUCAUUAAAGUGGUACGACUUAGAGUAACUUUGAUUGAUUGUCGAAAGUGAUCCGAGAUUGCAUUGGUUUUGCUUUACUCCGCUCUGUGAUUGGUCCAGAAAACUUGCGCCACUCUCUCACUCGUCAGAUGCAGAACUAAAAUGAUUACGACUUGGUUUCCCGCUUUUUCUUAGGAAGUUUUGUUGUUUUUGAGUUCUCAUUGGCCCUUUAAGGUAUUCCUUCUCUUCUGAUUGGCCGUUGUGGUUCCGUUUGUGUUGGUUUUACGACUACUCAAUGGAAAAGCGCUUAAUUAUGAAAUGGCCGAAUAAUAAUAUACAGGAGGUCUGACUGGCUACUCAUCUAUUGUGGAAGUUUGGGGGAAGGCUUAAGAGAUUUAAAAAAGUUGAAUCCAAUUAAAUCAUUAUUAAGCACCUAAAAAAUAAAACCAAAAUUAGUUCUCCUUGUAGGUGAAACAUAGACUGUAUUUACCCCCUGAUUUUCUUUGCCUUUUGACAAACGUCGAACGGGAUUCUCUUUUAAAGUUGCGUUGAAAUAUCGCAAUUACACUAAGGUUUUAUUUUGAUGAUUCAAGGACGAGAAAAAUCAGUUGCUGCAAGUGAGCCUGUGGAUUCGUCAGGUAAUUUUUAAAUCUCUUUUCCAAAGUAGUCUUGCAACGAUUAAGAUAGUUUGAACAACAGUGGUGUGUUGCUGCUCAGUUUACGUGACAGUUGCUUCGGAAUUCCCUAACCAGGUCCGAAUUACCGUAUUAUAUAAUUGAUAAGUGGGUCAUAGGAACUGUGACCAGAAUCCAAAAUAGCUCUGCAACUCAGUGAAAAUGGGAAAUCUUAAUCACACAACUCUUCCUUUAAAUAAACUUGUGCUCGUUUUAUGCUGACCUUGCGCAUUUUUGUCCACAAGUUCUGAUUUCAAACCUUUUGGUUUUUGUCCUUUCAUCUAGUCUUGGUUCAAUCCAUUCUUAACUUGGAACAAAUCAGAUUAUGAAGGAAUGGAUCAGAUGAACAUAAAGGCAAAUAAAGUGUGGAUACCAGAUAUCUAUCUAUACAACAAGUAUGAAUGCCAAUUACUUUUGAGGUAAUGAUAAUGUUUACUGACGCGCCGAGUGUAUUUCAGACCUAUAUUUUUUCCCUUCCAGUGCCGAUGCAAGCCAAGAUGGGGCCCUUGACCGAUUCAAAACUAAAAUAGUACUCACCUCUAACGGUCGCAACAUGUGGCUUAGCCCAGUUAUCUACACGUUCUCCUGCAAGAUAAACGUCAACUUUUUCCCUUUUGACGAGCAGGUUAGUUUUUAACUCAUUUUCUGUGACUAAAACAGAAUGAAACGAACCUCUGUGUCUGGUUUACGACAAAGGAAAAGUUACCAGAUCUGGCUUAUACACAGGAAAAGCCGGCUAAAAGUUUAAGUGAUGAGUAAGACUACAAUUACUAAUUUCAGAGGAAAUAAACAAGACCUCGUUUUUACAUGAUUUGUUUGGUUUAUGAAGUGAAACGAAUUUCCUUGACCAAUCAAAAAGCGUUGUAAAGUGAAAUCAACACAAUCUUGGUUUAGUUGAAGACAAUCAGUUAACACCCUGAUGACGGCGUCGAUUUAGAAUUCUAUUUACUUUAAUAAUUUAGCUCUGUUCAAUGAAGUUUGGCUCAUGGACUUUCGACGGUUACCGGGUUGACAUCGUAAAAGAGGCAGACGAAGGUGACACUAAAAAGUACGUUUCUAGUGGAGAAUGGGACCUAAUUGGUAUACCUGCGCAAAGAAAUGAAAUUUUCUACGCGUGCUGUCCUCAGCCUUACCCGGAUGUGACGUAUACAAUCCAUAUAAGGAGACGAACCAUAUACUAUUACGUCAACAUGAUCGUACCGUGUGCGUUAAUAACAUGUAAGCCAACUAAUAUUGUAGUCUAGUUGGGGAUUAGUUGGAGACGAGGUGGCCUACUGGUUAGUGCACUGGACUUCGCAUCUCGAGGGUUAGGUCCGAGACCUGGUCUGGUCAUGUGUUGUGUUCAUGGGAAAAACACAUUACUCAGACAACGUCUCUCUCCUCCCAGGAGUAUAAAUGGGUACCAGGAAAUAGCCAGGGAAACCUGGUGAAAUGUUCGGGGGCAGCCUUGCGACGGACUAACAUUCCAUCUAGGAGGGAGUAUAGGGAGGCAAAAACUAGUAAACCCGGAAACAAACCCUUUUAGCAAAAAACGAGCUCCAAACUCGAAAUGCCCUCUGUAAUGGAUGUCUCUUUUCAGAGGCAAGGGAGCCGAUAUCAUUACAAAGUCAAAAAUAUAUCUCUUAUCACCACUUGGUUUUAUCAUUAAAAAUUUCCAGACUAGAUAUUAACCAAGAGACAUUUCAGCUUUUGAGUUAUUGUUUUCGUUUGUAUGUAGCCCUGACACUGCUGUCGUUUUUCCUCCCCCCUGACUCCGGCGAACGCAUCACGUUGGUGAUUACCAACCUACUGGCCAUGAUUGUGUUCAUGUUGAUUGUGGCGGAAAUCAUGCCGGCUACUUCUGAAGUAAUUCCACUGAUUAGCAUAUAUUACACUGGAAUCAUGUUUGAGGUGAGUAACUGGAUCACAUUCAUUUUUCAUCAGAAAGCGAAACCUUCUCUGCUCUCAUUCGAAAUUUAUUUUCAAUUGAGACAACAAAAGUUAACUGGAGCUACCUGACCCCGUCUGGUUGCGGAGAUGUAUUAGCAUAAUUUUUGAGUCGGAGUUUUUAGCUUAUUUGUACAUGGAGGAUGGAUUUUUCCAUUACAAAACAGUUCAACAGUUUUAACAAACCGCGCUCUCCAUUAUUUCCAUAGGUUGGUCUCUCUUUGGUAGCAACAUGCUUGGCCCUCAAAUGUCAUUACAACAAUCCGUCAGUGGCAGAGAUUCCCACAUGGGUAAGAACUAUUGUCCUGAACUGGCUGGCAAAAUUCUUUCGCGUCAAAAUUCCUCCAGGACUCGUGAAAGUCAUCAAGAAACAUUUCGAAGAAAAAGCUGAAGCACGGGAAGAGAUUGAGUUCGAGAGACGAAAUUCAGUUCUUCCACCCACGGGAAUAUGCAGAGGUAGCAUUUCACGUCGUACUUCCACCUUCUCUGAGCGGCGAUGUAGCCAUGCAUCAGAGGCAGCAUCAACUAUCGGACUCCCGCAGCUGUUUAACACAUGCGCAAACUGUUUGGAAACUAUUAACGAAGAGCAUCCGACUACGGAUGACAGCCCUCCGCAGAAUAUUCCUCUCUCUUUAGAGAUCUCCAUGAAAGAGAUGCUUCUUAAACAGGACAAUUUGUUGAAGAACGUUCGAAGGCUGGUGCAUUAUGUCAGAGAAAACGAGGCAAAUGAAAUAAAGAGAGAGGAAUGGAAACUGGUCGCCGCUGUUAUCGACGCUUGUUUCUUUUGGUUAUUCAUGUUGACAUUAAUCAUAUCUACACUAGCGAUUUUUCUACAAGCUCCAAGUUACUGAAAUCUCUAACUCAGAAAUAGCCUCUAGAUACGGCCUAGCCUAAAUCAGAGGACUUUUUUCCAAUAAUUGUUAUCCGGCAAACUAUUGCUAGACGUACCUACAUUUGAUUUAGACCUUGUUGUAAGAAGCACAGAUUUACCUUGUAAACCGGCUAUUUUUUCCCUUAGUAUCUAGAUGUUCGAAAUUUACAGCUUUAUUCUUUGAAGCAUUUCAAAAUUUAGGGAAAAGUCAUUUCUCAUGGCGUGAGUUCCCGUCAAUAAGAGUUUAUAGGGAC
Pocillopora meandrina is the source of this 13452-nucleotide messenger RNA. The record is from the annotation of a GenBank genome assembly. NCBI's taxonomy places the organism in Eukaryota, Metazoa, Cnidaria, Anthozoa, Scleractinia, Pocilloporidae.